GUGUGUGUGUAUGUUUGAUGAGCGUGGAAACAGGAGCAGGAGAAGGAGAAGGAGACACAAACACACGCUCAUUGCCCGAUGCUCGAUGCUCCAUAUACAUAUACGAAUAGUACUCUGCUGGUUAUUUGCAUGUGAAGCGAGCUGCUUACAGCUGUUCGGUUGCAACUCUGCGCGAUCUCCGUUUCCUGUUUUGAGUUGUCCUAAAGUUAACCGUUAACCGUUUACCGACUCGCCGUCCUGUAAGCCUGUCUGUCUGUGACUGUGUCGGUGUGUGUGUGUGUGUUUAUUUUGUCUUCUUUGGUUAAUUUCUGGUGUAGAAUUUUUUUGUUUGCCUGGCAAGUGCUGUGGCUAUAGCUUUCUCGCUCUGAGUCAGCAGCGCCUGUCAAGCGGAGGGUUGUUUUUUUUUCUCGUGCCCUGCCGCUCCCCUCCAAACUUCACUUCAACCACUUGCCGUCGACGUCAUCGCAGCCAUACAACAAACCACCGUGCCAGCACCCCCGCCCGAAAUCCUCUCUCCUCCCCCUCCCGGUGUCAUUGGCACUCGCUUACAGUUGUUCCUUUAAGUUGUGUGUUGUCUGCAAAAAAAAAAAAAGAACACGGAGCUAGAAGUUAAGCGGGCCCAGGAGCAGGUCCUUUCGAAUCCUGUGUUGAUUUCGCAAUCAUUUUAUGUUGCUUAAACGAAUGAAAACUGACAAUCAAGCUGCAUAAGCAGAGCCAAGACAAUAAGUGAACUGAGAACCGAGAACUGCGAACCGCUGAAAAACGUUGCACCCACCACCGCCUCACGCUCACCGCCUCACCGCUCGCCCGCUAGUUUAAAGCUAAUGCCACCGCCCACCACCACUAGAACUACUUCCACCACAACCACUACUACCACCACCACCACCAAGAACCAAGAACCAAGUACCAAGAACCACAACCACCAACUACCAGCCUCGACCUGAACCACUUCGCAAUAAUAAAAAACAAGAGUAAAAACUAAAAAGCAAAAAGCAAAGAAAGAAAGAAAGGCAGAGCCCAGAUUCCGUGUCCACUUGUCCAAAAUGUCGUCAGUCAAAAAAUGUGAGCUCCACCAAAUGCAUUACUAGAUGUUCGUUCCCGUAAUAUGUGCAUAUAGCAUCCCUAGAAACCAUAGAACCUCUGGGCCAAAAGCUCUAACCCGAAAACCACUCCCGACUUGUCUUGCCAUGUUUGCCACUUAGAUCUAGACUCUUGACAACAAAUAAGUAAACCACAUUCUCAAACCACUUUUAUUACGUUCCAUAUAUAGCUAUACUAUAACCAUACUAUCGGUCUGCCUCUCUCUCUCUCUCUCACUCUCACUCUGUCUCGCUCUCUCUCUCUCUGUCUUUCUUGUUCUGUCUAGUUAACAUGCCUUGAACUUUUACCCACUCUCCGUUAACUUCGCCUGCCAAACAAAACAAACUUUCCCCCUCAACUCUUUUGAAAUUGGGAAGACCGACUGAGAAAAGCAUCUGAAAAGUGAAGUUCUCAAGAUGGUUCCUGUGCGUUGGCACUCGAAAAACUUCCCCUGAUUGGCUGGAGCCCCGAUUGUAAAUAAGACCCCGUUCCUCAUUCCCCAUUUCCCAUUCCCGAUCUCCUGCUCCCCCCUGAAUUUCUGCACACACUUUCGAUUUGCCUGCUUCUUAGAGAACCUGCAUGCCCCAACGAAUCAUCAGCUACUGGUUAUAUCGAUUUGCCAUUUAUCAUUUGAGAAUGCCACAUGCAACACACACACACACUCACACACACACAAACGCAGACGACGUUGAUUGGUUCGAUCGGUGGAUCAGCCGCCGCAGAAAUUACAAGCCAAACAUUCUCUAUAAUCGUACUAUACUAUACUAAACUAUACUAUACCAUAUUGUACGUUAGUCCAGUAAAGUUACAUAAUUUCCGUUUCGUUCCUCGUUUCUCGUAGUUCCCCAGUUCGUUUGAUGCGUUCGUUACUUCGUUCGUUCGUUCGUUGUGUUUGCCAAGUUCAAAUUUGUUGUACUCGAAUCCCCAACUGGCCAAGAACCAGAGCUGGGAUUCGGAAUUGGCAAGCCAGAAGCCAAAACUGAACAGAAACAACAGCUACCAGACAAACAAACAAACAAACAGCAAUAAAAAUCGAAACCCUAACCCAAUCUUAAAGUAUUUAUCCAAGCCUAAAGUGUGUCUAAUCACCAAUUCCUAAUGUAAAAUUCUCUUUAAACUAAAAAUCCAAACACGAAUCACACAAACCAACAACCCAAAUCUAAACCGAAUAAUCUCAUCGAAAUCGCAGACCCAGGCAACAAUUCUAUUGACCACCAAGCAUAUGAGCUUGUGGCUAAAGGUGUCUCCGGCAUCGACUUGUUUCAUGUUGUAACUCGAGGACUUUCGCUUAUUGGCAACAAUAAUGGUCAGCACAACAUUGACAACUCUGGCUGCUGGACAAACAACUAGUAGCAGUAAUCACCAUCACCACCACCAUCACCACCCGCAGCAGCAGCAGGAUCCCACGCAGCAGCAGCAGCAGCAGCAGUCGCAUCAGCAAUUGCCUUACCAGCGAUUGCAACCACACGCAGCAGCAGCAGCGGCGGUUGGCCAACAGCGCGGCUUCUACGCGAUUAACGGUAGUCUCGAGAUAGACUGCGACAGCAGCAACAGCAACAUUGGCAGCAGCAACUACCAACAGCAGCAGCAGCAGCCGCAGCAACAGCAACCGCCGUUGAUUUUGUCGCAGGCUCUGCUUUCCCCUUCGCCGCCGCUCAACGAUCAGAUCAGCUUGCUCUUCCCCAAGUGCCGACCCAAGCAGCAGCCGCAACAGCAGCAGCAACAGCAGCAGCAGCAACAGCAACAGCAGCAGCAGCAGCAGCAGCAGCAGCAUCAGCAGCAACAGCAGCAACAGCAACAUGCAACACUGGCGGACGUGAGUAGCAACAGCAACCGGAGCAGCAGUCCCAAUUUAGCAACAGUUGGUGGUGGCGAAUCGCUGGCCAGCAUCAGUGGCAGUCCGCCCCAGGCCACGCCCACCAGUACGCCCAGUUACUACAAGAGCGUGAAUAUCAUAACGCAAUCGCCGCCGCCACAUUCGGCCUCGUCGCACUCCUCCGAAUCGCUGUCCUCGGUGACGCCGCGCAUCUCCACGAACCCCUUCCUCUGCGCCCCGCUCACCCCUCCCCAUCACCAUCAGAAGCUGCAGCAGCAGCAGCAGCAGCAACAGGAGCUGCAGGAGCAACAGCAACUGGACGAGUCAGCUGUGGUGGAGCGGAGCAGGAACGGAUCGGGAUCGGGAUCGGGAUCGGGAUCGGGAGUGGGAACAGUUGAGGAGGCCGACUACCCCGCCUCCUUCUACUACCACACGGUGGGCGAGAGUAGGCGUGGCCCCGGCGGCUACGCGGAAAUGCCGCGCAAACGCAGCAGUGCGUUGCCCGCCAGCAGCAGGCAACAGCAACAGCAGCAGCAGCAGCAACAGUUGCACAAUGGCAAUGGAAGUCAGAAUCCUUUCAUCAAGGAAAACUACUGGGAGGCGCCGCCCACAAGAGCCAGCUUGCUGCUACAUUCACCCACUGAGUAUGCAGAGGAGCAGCAGCAACAGCAGCAGCAGCAGCAGCAACAGCAGCAACAGCAACAUCAUCAGCAGCAGCAGCAGCAACAUCUGCACGCCUCAGCCAGACGAGCUUACCACCAGCAGCGGGAACAGGUGUACGGAAUCAGCCAGCGACCGCAGCAACAGCAGCAACAACAACCACACGUCCUGCGGGUUGGAAGGAGUCCGGUGAAUCGCAGCUUUCCCCAGCAGCAACAACAGCAGCCACAACAGCAGCAGCAGCAACAACAGCAGAUUGCAGCUGCCAGGAGCAAUCCCUGUGCCGAUGGACUGACUCCUUUGGCCAGCCACUAUCUCUAUGGCAGCAAGUCCUCGCUGGAUCAGCAUCCUGGCGAUUGGGAACCACGAGAGCAGCGGAAGCUGAGGCUCCGCGAGGAGCGGGAAAGAGAAAGGGAGAGGGAAAGGGAGAGAGAGAGAGAAAGGGAAAGGGAAAGGGAUCGCGAGAGGGAGAGGGAGCACUUGUUGCUGGAGCAGCAGCAGCAGUUGCAGCUGCAGGAGAAUCACCUCAGCCACCUGGCUGGCCAGCAGCAACAGCAGCAACAACAGCAGCAACUGCAACAGCAACGCAAGCGACACGUUUACGGCGAGGAGCGGGAAUUGGAGCGCGAUCACCGAAUGGUCAACGGGAGCGCAGAUCCCAACGAGAGCUGGCAGCAUCUGCGCGUUACGACCGAAACUCUGGCGGAGGAGGGCGGCAAGUCCGGCAAGUCGGCGGAUCGGGCUCAGCACCAGCACCAGCACCAGAUGCCCAAUCUCCAGGGCCAGGGCCAUGGUCAGGGUCAGAUGGGGUCGGAGGUCAACGUCUACAGGGAGCACAAGCUGGACGCCUGGAAGCUCGAGCGCAACUACACGCUGGCCGUAGAGUCGCGCCACGGCAUCAUUGAGUACGAAGGCUCACCGAGACGAAUUGGAGUGACCGCCAGCAAUUUGGGAGCAGUGACGGCGGCAGCGGCAGCGGCGGCAUCAGCGGACGAAAGCGAACCACCAGCAACGGCAGACGUAGCAGCAACACAACAGCAACAACAGCAACAACAGCAACAACAGCAACAGCAACAACAACAACAACAUCAACAGCAGUUGCCAAUGGCCGCCGUUCCACCGCUGAGUUCAACGGCAACCUCGCUGCAAAAAACUGCGGCACGUGCAGCACUCGCCGCUUUGGCGCAGAGCCAUCCCCACAACUCCCACAACAUCCUCAGCUCCCUGCUGCCACACACCCAGAAUCCGAAUCAGAGUCAGAAUCAGAUCCAGAAUCAGAACCCGAGUCCCAAUAGCAACCCACUGAACCCCAGCCAGAUCCACUCGCCGCAGCAGCAGACCAUCCAGAACUAUCCCGUGCGCCCGGGCUUUCCACAGCGCAUAAUCUCGCCGCCGAAUCGCGAGGCUCGCAGCAUCUCGCCGCCACUGCAGCAGCAGCAACAGCAGUUGCAACAGCAGUUGCAACAGCAACAACAGCAGCAGCAGCAGCAACACUUCGGCAGUCUGCUGAGCAGCAACCACAGCAACAACAACUCGAACACCAACAAGCAGCCGCUGAGCAGCGACAACAACGCGGAGGACACCAGCAACGACGUGUCCGAGAUUGGCACCAUAUCCGACCUGACCGCUCCGGAGGCAGUGGGUCUCUCCAUCGGGGGCGCCGGCGAGGUGGCCAGCCGCUCGGCCACGCCCCCUCAACCACAUACAGUCGCGUCCGCGGCACUAGCACCACCCACCGCAGUGGCGGGCAGCACCACCGCUGCCAACGGAACCGCAAAUGGAAAUGGAAAUGGUAACGGAAACGGAAACGGAAACGCAGGUGGAGGCGGAGGCGGAAAUGGAACAGCAGCGGUCAGCGGACUAGGGCCACUCAGCAUGCACACGAAAUCGUCGACCUUCGAUUACCUCUACGAGUUCUCCGAAACGCGCAAGGUGCUCGAGGAGUUCUUCAAGUGCCCCUCCACCGACGAGCAGCCCAUCAUGGAGAACGGCAGCGAUGUGGACAGCAUUGACAUCCAGUACGAGUUCCACAGCAACUUCGAGCGCGACGACGAGGACUUGGUGGAGGAGGAGGACGCCGAGGAGGACGAGGAGGGCGACGACGACGCCGACGCCGACGAGGAGAACGACGAGGCGGAGGACGAGGACGAGCCGCUGGAGCAGGACCGCGAGCAGAACUACCGCCAGCAGGCGCCGCCCACCGGCGGCCACGCCCCCGAGCGCCACGUUUACGGCGGCUACGGCCAGCAGUCGCAGUCCCAGCUGACCGCCCAGCCACUGGGCGCCACCAUGCCCGUGGGCGUUGGCAUGGGCGUAGGCGUGGGAGUGGGCGUGGCACGGCGGCACUACAGCGGCAGUCCGCUGAUGCGCGACUUCGACUUCUUCCUGGACUCCACCAGCCGGAGCAGCGGGGAGCGGGACGGCGACCAGGACGGGCUCAAUCACAACCAGCUGCUGAGCACGAGCAGUGGCCACGGAGGCGGAGGCGGGGGCGUGGGAGUGGGCGUGGGCCCUGGCGGAGGCCACAACUACCGCUACUCGCCGGAGACCACCGACUACGACUCCAACUGCGGCGAUCUCGACAGUCUCUCCGGCGAGAUGAACGGCGGGGUCUCGACCUCCUGCUCGAACUACGCCAAGUACUACGCCUCGGCGAUGCCCGUCCUCGAGGACGGCCUCUCCUCGGGUCACACCAGCGACACGGAGAACAACAACAACAAGAACCUGCAGCAGGCGGCGGCGGCGUCGAUGGGGCAGGGGGUGGGUGGUCAGUGCCCCACCAGCCUGAGCGGCAGCACCAGCAUCGGCGGCAGCGGCGGCAUCUCCAUGCUGAUGGACAUGAAGCGCAUCUCGACGAACAACAGCUUGAACAGCAUGCACAACCUGACCACCACCGCCUCCACCACGGACAGCAACGGGGGCGUGCCAGUCGGAGUGGGCGUUGGCGUUGGCGUGGGUGUGGUCGGUCACCACCUGGGCGGUGCCACGCCCAGUCCCAGCAAUGGGCAGCAGAAGGUGCAAGGUCACCAGCAGUCGCAUUCGCAGUCGCAGUCGCAACCCCUCCAGAAAGCGCUUUCGCAGGCGCCGCUUUUGGAGCAGAGCCCCAGCAACCACAGCAAAGUGUUCAAGAACAUCGAUCCGGAGUUGGACUCGCUCUACUCGAUUGGAGUCUUCCACCGUCCGGACACUGUGCAGAUGACGCCGCCGCCGCCCGCUCCUGCCCCGCACCGCAAGCCGAACAACAGCGGGGGCAACAAUGCCGUGGCAAACGGCAGUGGGAACCUGGUCGGCGGUGGCAACAACGAUGUUGACCUGCUGCAGCCGAGCAGCAAGCACACUCCGCUGGCGGCGGCCAUCAGUUCCACGCUGCAGCGCAGUUCUCCCACCUCGACGGUCGCCGGAAACGGAAGCGGCAACGGAAGCGGAAGCGGAAAUGGAAUGGGAACCGGAUGCGGCAAGCCCAGAAGCGCCGGCAGCAAUUGCAGCAGCAUCGCCGGCAACGGGGGCGUGCCACCGCCCAUUCCGGAGCGCAAUAGCCUCGUUGUCCAGCGAUCCCCGUCGCCGGGACUCAAUUCACCCGUCUGGUUGUCCCGCCACUUGGACGGCGGUGCUGGGAAGGAGCUGCUGGAGAGCGGAUCCGAUAACCACUCGAAGAACCACAGCGCCGACGAGGAGGACGUGGACACCGACCUGGAGACGGACCGCCUGCUGGGCCACCAGCGACUAGACGACCAGGGGUACUACGAUGAGAACAAGAGCUGGGAUCGCAAGCCAAGAUCGCUGCUCUCGAAGAUCUCGCCGAAGCAGCAGAUGCCGAGCACCAAGACGCGCAACGGCUACAAUGCGCUGCUCAGCUCCACGCCGGAGCUCCCGCCUCCGAUUCCGCCGAAGGGCUCCUCCGGCCUGGGAUUGGGACUCACCUUGGGCUCCGGAAACGGAGGCAAGCUCCUCGAUUUGGUCGGUGGAAUGGUGCAGCGGAGCAUGUCGCGCAGCUCGUCGGAGCACAGCGACAAGUCGCCCAGCAAGAUGGCGGGCAUUUCUGGCGGGGAUCUGUGCGCCGGCAGCGUGGACGUGGUUGCCUCGGCGGUGGCGGCGGUCACUUCGGCGGCGGUGGCCACAACGCCGGCGAUGGGAAGUCCCGGGAAUGGCGGAGGAUCGGAGAGAUCGUCGGGUGGACUGGCCAAUCCCGGCGGAGCAGUGAAGAUCGGGGAGACGGAGGCGGGAGUGCUCAACGGCGGACCCAUUGGACCAGUGGGAUCGGGAUCGGGAUCUGGAUCUGGAUCUGGAUCCGGAUCUGGAGUGGGAUCUGGAGUGGGAUCGGGAGCUGGUUCGGGAACUGGAGCGGGAUCGGGAGCCAAUGGUACCGUGGUGGCCAGCACGAACAACAACACCAACAACGGCAGCAGCAGCAACAACAACAACAACAACAAUGGCAACAACGGCAACAGCAACAACAACAGCAGCGGCAGCAACAGCAACAGCGGCGAGAAAAAAGUGAAAAAGAGCGGCGCAGUGCUCAUCGAGGGCGUCCUCUUCAGGGCCAAGUACUUGGGCUCCACGCAGCUGGUCUGCGAGGGUCAGCCCACCAAGUCCACCAGGAUGAUGCAGGCCGAGGAAGCCGUCUCCAGGAUCAAGGCGCUGGCACCUGAUGGCGAUGUGCAGCCAAGCACCGAGGUGGAUCUCUUCAUCUCAACGGAGAAGAUAAUGGUUCUGAACACGGACCUCAAGGAGAUCAUGAUGGACCACGCCCUGCGCACCAUCUCGUACAUCGCGGACAUCGGUGACCUGGUCGUCCUGAUGGCCCGCCGUCGCUUCGUGCCGCAGGACAUCGAUGAUGCCCCCAAGCCGAACCGCACGCCCAAGAUGAUCUGCCACGUUUUCGAGAGCGACGAGGCGCAGUUCAUCGCCCAGUCGAUCGGCCAGGCCUUCCAGGUGGCCUACAUGGAGUUCCUCAAGGCGAACGGGAUCGAGGACCAUCGCUUCGUAAAGGAGAUGGACUACCAGGAGGUGCUCAACAGCCAGGAGAUCUUCGGCGACGAGCUGGAGAUCUUCGCCAAGAAGGAGCUGCAGAAGGAGGUGGUCGUCCCGAAGGCCAAGGGCGAGAUCCUCGGCGUGGUGAUCGUGGAGAGUGGCUGGGGCUCCAUGCUGCCCACCGUCGUCAUCGCCAACCUGAUGAGCUCUGGGGCCGCCGCCCGCUGCGGUCAGCUGAACAUCGGCGACCAGCUGAUCGCCAUCAACGGACUGAGCCUCGUCGGGCUGCCGCUCUCCACCUGCCAGACGUACAUCAAGAACACCAAGAACCAGACCGUCGUCAAGUUCACCGUGGUGCCCUGCGCCCCCGUCGUCGAGGUCAAGAUCAAGCGCCCCGAGACCAAGUACCAGCUCGGCUUCAGCGUCCAAAAUGGAGUGAUCUGCAGUUUACUUAGAGGAGGAAUUGCGGAACGAGGCGGUGUUCGUGUGGGUCAUCGCAUAAUCGAGAUAAAUAACCAAAGUGUGGUGGCUGUGCCCCACGAGAAGAUCGUUAACUUACUGGCCACUUCCGUGGGAGAGAUACUCAUGAAAACGAUGCCCACGUCCAUGUUCCGCCUGCUCACUGGCCAGGAAAAUCCCAUAUAUAUUUAAGUCCGCGGGAGAAUAAUAAACGGCGAUUAUUGUUAACUAUAAAACCUAGCAAGGAUAUUACGAUAUUUAGUAUAUAUACCUAUUCAUAAAGAAGGAGAGUCAGAGAACGAGAGUAAAUAUAUGUAUGUAUAUGCGUGUGUACCUAUAUAUAUAUAUAUAUACUAAACAUAUACUACACACGAGUGUAUCGAUUUUUUUUUGUGAGUAAACUAGACAAAGUUCGAUCGGAAGGCGAGUUAAGAGCAGCUACUACGACAAAUAAGAGGAAGCGAUAACUAACACACAUGGCACGCCUUUUUGCAAAGCUUAGUAAUAAUAGUUAAUAAUGUGUGUGUCAGAUCGGGCCAUCGGCCACGACAUACAUAAAUCCAUAUAUAUAUAUAUUAAUAUAAAUAUAUAUACGUAAAUAUAUAUGAACACAAUGACCUUUUUGCGAAAACGUCCUUAGCUUAGUUGAACGGCGACAUUAGUCAGCGAUUACUGCAGCUAGUAACAGACCCAUAUACUAUAUGCUUACCCAUACUUACUGUAAAAACCAAAACUAAAACCCAAAACCCGAGAGGAAAAUCCAACCAACACGAGCACAAGACCCAAACGAGAUUCGAGAUUCCGGACAGGAGACAGGCAGCUCUUUUGAUAUAGUAUAUAUAUUCCACACACACUAUAUAGCACCACCCCGAUAUAUUUAUAUAACGUAAAAAAAGAACUAAAGGAGGAGGAAAUUUAAGGCCAGUUGGGAAAUUACGUAAGUGGAUAUUGUAACUGCAGCGUUUCGUUUUCUACUCGCACCCAUAGCCGAGAAUUUUGAUAGUUAUUUAACGGAAUAUAGCCAGAUCGUAUUGUACUGUAUGCAACGUGUAAAUUGAGAAGCGCUUUACACCCCCCACAAAUACAUACAUACAUACUCCCCCAUAGAGGAUUUAGUUUAGCAUACACACUCACACUCACACUCACUUAGACGCUUCGAUUUCAACCAUCUUCGUCCAAAAAUUGUGCUACUACUCGUUAAACAAGUUGAUAGAUAUAGACAGAGAAUAGAAAGGGAUGGCAGACGGCGGGGAGAGAGAGAGGGAGAGCCCGUUAAGAAAGAGACAGAGUUAGAACCCCGUUAAGAGCCGUUAAGGUAGAGGGAUUUUCCCAGAAGAAAGAAUAGAAGGAGCCUAACUUGGCAUAGCGUACAUCUAGGAUCGCAUCGUAGAGUAAGAUCUGUAGACCAGACUCGAACCGAAUCGAAUCAAACAGAGAGAGACGGCAACAGGAACGGAGAACAGAGACGGAAAGAGGGACGAAAGUAGAGACAGUCAGAAGGGGGAGAAUUGCAUUUCUUUGUGUGUAUAUGUACGUGUAAAAUACUCGCUAUUGGCCCAAAUCGCAAUCCACAAGCAACCGGCAUCAGCAGUCACUAAGGGAACUAUUAUUAACUACGAGUACGGUUUAAAUAAAUGUAAACGGAAACAGAAACAUAAACGGAAACGGAAAUGGAAAUGGAAACGGGGGCAUUUGCUUGAUGUUUGUGAAUUGAACGACUUUUCGGCCGCAUUUCCGCUGCUUGGCACGGGCCACGCCCACGCCCACCAAAAAUAUAUAAAAACAAAAUUACAAAAAAAAAAAAAUUAUAAAUUAAAACUGCUUCAGCAAACCAAAGAGACGAAAGGAAACCAAAACAAAUGCAUACCACACUAAUAUUAAAUGAAUUGUUUUUUUUUUUGGUGUACAUUAUUUAUAUGGAAUGUGAAAUGGCAUUACAAAUUUAAUGAAUAUAUUGAAUAUUUAUUAAACCGGGCUAAUUGCAUAGAAAUUAUAUAAGAACGAUCAUAACGAUGAUUAUUUGUAAAGGCGAACUAAACCCAAAAACCGAAAACAGAAUGAAUAAAUAAAAGAAUAUAUAA
This is a messenger RNA of Drosophila ficusphila, 11067 nucleotides long. RefSeq lists its product as uncharacterized. Lineage: Eukaryota; Metazoa; Arthropoda; Insecta; Diptera; Drosophilidae. Gene Ontology annotation, biological process: chemical synaptic transmission. The record is from RefSeq and is a predicted model, not a curated record. Gene Ontology annotation, cellular component: cytoplasm; dendritic spine; plasma membrane. Gene Ontology annotation, molecular function: protein binding.